Molecule: messenger RNA, 2133 nt
Organism: Lodderomyces parapsilosis
Lineage: Eukaryota; Fungi; Ascomycota; Pichiomycetes; Serinales; Debaryomycetaceae
Exons: 1
Coding region: 1-2133 (710 amino acids)
Source: RefSeq, a predicted model, not a curated record
AUGGACUCUCUGGACACAUUCAAGAGAAUAAAGAGUGCAAGUCCUUCCAUGAAUCCGAUAAGUCCAACUACGUUGGACAACCUUUCAAUGGACUUGAAGGAGAAAAAGUACCAUGAAGGACUCAAUUUUGACGAUGAGAUAUCAAAUCCUAGUCCCUCAAUCGGACCUAAAACACCAAAGUCAAGUAAACAAAGGUAUUCAAGCUUUUCCAGUCCUAGUGUGGGAGCUUUCACGGAUAUCUACUCACAAGCUCCGAAAGCUCAACGUUCUCCAAAAAAGUCAAUUCUCUCUCCCACCAAAAACUAUUCCGAGCUGGUAAAUAGGUUAAGAGCAGCACGAGGAAGCCCAGUGAAAACAGAAAACAAAGUUACAGAUAGUGGAAAAUACAAAUGGUCACCGACAUCACGUAUUAAUAGCUUGGAAGAGGAGAUGUCAAAAUUGCAUAGAGAUGCUGAAAAGAAUGAAAUUUAUCGAAAGGAGAACCUUCGGUUGCAGAAAGAGAUGGAAAAGUUGGAAAGUGUGAAACUUGAUUGUGCACAGGCUCAAAAGGAUGCAAGUUAUUGGAAGACGGAGAUUGAAUACUUGAAACAAGAGAGCUCACGCUUGAAAGAAGAGAGCUCACGCUUGAAAGAGGAAAAUACGCGCUUGCAAACCACUCUUGAUUCAAAAGACUCAAAAUUGGACCAUUUACAAAUUGAAAAUGAGAAGUUGACUAAACAUAAAACGAUGCAGGCAUCCAUUAUUGCAAAACGAGAUACGAAGAUUGCUGAAUUAAGAAAAUCUUUAAACUUAUCAAUAGCUUAUAGCGACAAGUGGUGCGAGAUGAUUGAUUCUAUGGCAGUGGAAAUCAGAAAAUUGAAACAGCACAUACGAGACUUGAAGGGAAAAGAAACAAGAGAAAAGCAGCACAAUCUUCGAAGCCAUUUUGAUGGUGAAUUUGCAAAUACACGAGCACCCAUGGGGAAAACUAGAUCCGGGGGAAAUGAAGGUCUGUCACAGGCAAGUCGUGAAUCAGAACUGGAUAGUAGAGCCCUUGACGUUGAAAGGAUACGAGAACUCUUUGAAGAAGUUAUCUCAGAAAAGUUACCAAGUUUGAUGCGAUCUCAGAUUGGUGUUGAAGCAACACCACAAGGAACAUUUGGAGCGGAACAGCGUACCAAGUCGCAGAAUAUCAAUCAGAGUAGCUCCAAGGCGCAAGAUCUUGCAGACGCAUUGCAUAAACAAUACAGCGAUCAUAAUUUGAUGCCCGAUAACGUAACGAGAAACGAAGGAGUAUCAGGGUCAAAGGACCAAAAUGGUGCAUUUGCAGUACGGUUCAACAAAGAUCUGCUUGUUCAUGAAAACACAUUGAAAGCAAAAGGGUACGAUAGCGACCAUAACCAACAGAACUACCCACAUACGGAUGGUACACCAGCACAAAACCUCAAAGUGAUUGAAACUUUACUCAACGAUAUAAAUGAGCUAAAGAAUAAGGCACGAGCUUGGGAAAAGAGUCAAGAAAACGGAGAAAAGCUUGCUGGUUCUGGAGAAUCAACUGACCCUGUUAUCCACAGUAAAACAAAAUCGCAACUGCAAUAUCGAGAACGGCAUCAUCCUCCUCGGACCAAUUUCAAAUCAGAUGAUAAGUAUGGCCUGAUGGGACAAGUGUCACAACCUCAACAGUGUCACCAUGAGCAAUUACCAAAUCAUAAAGGGCCCCAUAUAAAUGUACAAACGCAAACUGAUUCCACGCCCUCGACUAAUGACUCCGAAAAUGAUCGCUAUUAUCGACAACAUGAUGGCUCAAAGACCAACGAUCGUAGAGCAAGCUUUGAAAAAUCUACGCAAACGUAUGCUGCACCACCUUUCGAGGCACAAGUUGGUGCUGAAAGGGGUGGCACCGUGCAAGAAUCAACGGUUAUAUCCAUCAAGGAGGGUUUGAAGAGCAAUAGUGACCCCCGUAUCUUGCCAACUUAUUCGAAUGGUGAUCAGGAUUCAAUCCCAGAGCACUUGCAGUUUUGUUCUGGCGUAGAUGAUCUCGAAAUUACAUGCUUAUGCACCAAGUGUCUGGCCAAUCGUGACUAUACUAAUUCCAACAGGGGCUGGGUAACUGAAAUUGAAAGUAAACCUACGUUGAUGACCCCAGCUAACUGA